CUCUUCUACUCUUUCUUCAAAACACUCGUGGGGAAGACUGUAACGGUGGAAUUGAAGAAUGACCUGCAAAUACAAGGGACGCUGGUCUCAGUAGAUCAGUUUCUGAAUAUCAAGCUUGACGAUAUUCAGGUGUUGGACGAGCAAAAGUUUCCUCAUAUGAUGUCGGUGAAGAACUGUUUCAUACGAGGGUCCGUUGUUCGAUAUGUCUCGCUCCCAGCACAAGCGGUGGACACAGCGCUGCUGCAGGACGCGGCUAGACGAGAGGCUCAGAAGUGA
This is a messenger RNA of Fimicolochytrium jonesii, 276 nucleotides long. Its product is annotated as Sm-D1 protein. Gene Ontology annotation, cellular component: U6 snRNP; catalytic step 2 spliceosome; precatalytic spliceosome. The transcript is spliced from 2 exons. The annotation marks the transcript as partial. Gene Ontology annotation, molecular function: RNA binding. The record is from RefSeq and is a predicted model, not a curated record. NCBI's taxonomy places the organism in Eukaryota, Fungi, Chytridiomycota, Chytridiomycetes, Spizellomycetales, Powellomycetaceae. Gene Ontology annotation, biological process: mRNA splicing, via spliceosome.